AUGAGUCCAAAAGUCGCUGCUGGUUUUGUGAUUUUCCGAUAUGUAUCAAACAAUAUUGAGUAUCUUUUAUUGCAAACUUCUUAUGGUAUUCAUCAUUGGACACCCCCAAAAGGCCACGUUGACCCAGGUGAAACCGAUCUAGUAACAGCUUACCGUGAAACCAUUGAAGAAUCGGGUCUACAAAAAUCAGACAUAAAAGUUUACGAAGACACAAAAAUGACACUUAAUUAUCAAGUAAAAGGUAAACCAAAAAUUGUACACUAUUGGCUAGCGGAAUUAAUUAACCCCUCGGCCAAAGUAAAAUUGUCACAUGAGCAUCAGGAUUUCAAAUGGUUACCAUUGAAGGAAGCUUGCGAGAUUGUUGGGUAUAAAGAUAUGCAAGAUGUUUUAGUGAAUUUUGAGAAUUAUUUAAAGAAGAAUUAA
Ceutorhynchus assimilis (cabbage seed weevil) is the source of this 423-nucleotide messenger RNA. The record is from the annotation of a GenBank genome assembly. NCBI's taxonomy places the organism in Eukaryota, Metazoa, Arthropoda, Insecta, Coleoptera, Curculionidae.